AAACAAGUUUAUAUAUGUAUAAUCUAACAUCAGAGAGAUAUAUCCCUUCUUUUUUUAUGAACAAAGAUUAUCAAGUUUUAGUAUUAAUCAAUAGCUAACUGAACUCCAAACAUGAAGAUUCUAUUAAUUAUUUACUUGAUAUAUAUUUCUUUAAUACAGUAUCAAGAAGUUUCUGCUUUUAAUAAGAGCAUUCCUUUAGUAGUUAUUACUUGGGAUUAUGAAAAUGCUACACAAAGAGCAUGGAAUGUUUUGAAUAAUGAAGAAAGAAGUGCUCUGGAUGCUAUAGAAGAAAGCUGCAGUCUUUGUGAAGAUCAGAGAUGCAGAAAAACUGUAGGAUAUGGGGGUAGUCCAGAUGAAUCUGGAGAAACAACUUUAGAUGCUCUUAUUAUGGAUGGAGUAACAAUGGAUGUAGGUGGUGUAGGUUUGUUAAGAAAUAUUAAGAAUGCGAUUUCAGUUGCCCGUAAGGUUUUACAUAAUACUAAACAUUCUUUAAUUGGUGGAGAACUAGCCACAAAAUUUGCUGUAGAAAUGGGAUUUAAAAAAGAAUCUUUACAAACAGAAGAAUCAAAGAAAAUGUGGUUAGAUUGGAAAGCAAAUAAAUGUCAGCCUAACUUUUGGAAGAAUGUAAAUCCGGAUCCAACAAAAACUUGUGGGCCAUAUCGUUCAAAAGACUUUAUGGACAACAAUUUGGAGGAACAUUUAUCAUAUAUGACUGAAGAAAAUCACGAUACGAUCGGGGUUAUAGCUAUAGAUUCAAAUGGGCAUAUAGCAGCUGGUACAUCAACAAAUGGUGCCAGAAAUAAAAUCCCUGGUCGCAUUGGGGAUUCCCCAAUAGCAGGUGCAGGUGCAUAUGCUGAUCAAGAUGUUGGUGCGGCAGCUGGAACCGGCGAAGGAGAUAUCAUGAUGCGAUUUUUACCAAGUUUUUUAGCUGUAGAAGAAAUGCGCCGUGAUGCCACUCCUACUGCAGCUGCAACCACAGCAAUUAAAAGAAUCGCUAAACAUUAUCCUACAUUCACUGGUGCAGUGAUUGCAUUAAAUAAACAUGGAGAAUAUGGAGCUGCAUGCAAUGGAAUUACCCGUUUCGCAUAUUAUGUGGCUAAUCCUGAAUUAGGAAAGCCAACGAUACAUUAUGCUACUUGUAUAGAUGCUAAAUAUCAAGUUCUUAAUGUUAAAAACAUUAUAUUAUAUUGUGAUAAUAAACAUUUAUAUAUAAUAACCAAAAUGCCAGAAACAACGGAGGAAGAUAUGGGAAUGUCUGUUCGUUUAACGAACGAUGAUUUCCGAAAACUAUUGAUGACACCAAGAGCAUCUGUUCCAUCUGCCACUCCAGCUUCUGUACCUGGAACUGCUCGAGAUGCUAAUGCAAAAACUGCACAAACACCAAAUGUUAGUGGUGGCAGUCGUGCAGAAUUACGAAGGAAAAAAAGUUUUUAUGCUAAAUUAAAAAAACAGGAAGAAGAUAAAAUGGCAGAAUUAGCAGAAAAAUAUAGAGAUAGAGCUAGAGAACGUAGGGAUGGCACAAAUCAAGAUUAUCAGGCAGAAGAUCCAAUGAAUAGUGCCAGUGCAUAUCGUGCCGUUGCUCCAGAUUUGAAAUCAGGAAUGGAUGCAGCUGAACGUAGAAGACAAAUGAUUCAACAAUCAAAAUUCUUAGGUGGUGAUAUGGAGCACACUCAUUUAGUAAAAGGGUUGGAUUAUGCUCUUCUUCAAAAAGUACGUAGUGAAAUAGAAGCAAAAGAACAUGAACAGGAACAGGAAAUGGAAAAAUUAGUUAAGCCAAAGGAUAAAAAGGAUAAAAAAGAGGGAGAAAAGAAAGAUGAUGAGAUGCAGUUUAAAACUAAGAUAGGACGCAAUAUUUAUAGAACAAUUAUAACCAUGAAAUCUAAACAGAUUGAAAGAAAUGAAUUAUUUACUCCUGGUCGCAUGGCCUAUGUAAUUGAAUUAGAUGACGAAAAUACAGAUGUAGAUAUACCGACUACCCUCAUUAGAAGCAAAGCAGAUGUACCCACUAUAGACAAUACUCCUACUUUAACAACAAAUGAUAUCGUAAUAAACAAAUUGGCACAAAUUUUAUCUUAUCUCCGUCAAGGUAAUCGUCAUGGUAAAAAAGGAAAGAAGUAUAAAGAUGGUAGAUCAAGACCUGACGAUAUGAACGACAUGGAUAUUGCUCCAAGACCGCAGGACGAAAGCAUCUAUGGAGAUAUUGGUGAUUAUGUUCCAACAAUUAGUAAAAAAGAUCCAAAUCAGCCGCGAGAAAAGAAAAAAGGUUCUUAUUUUGAUAAACCAGAGAAUGGUUUGGAUACGGAUGAUAAAGCAAAUACUCCCCAAUUGCCAAAUGUUGCAUCUUCCAAUUCAGAUAAUAACGUUCCAAAAAAAGGCGCACUCCUUAAUAAAUUAGCUGCUGAACCAGAAGGGUAUGCAGAAUGUUAUCCAGGCUUGGAUGAGAUGCAAGAUGCUAUAGAUGAUUCGGAUGAUGAAGUAGAUUACACCAAAAUGGAUCUUGGUAACAAAAAGGGUCCUAUUGGCAGAUGGGAUUUUGAUACACCUGAAGAAUAUAGUGAAUAUAUGAAUAAUAAAGAAGCCUUACCAAAAGCAGCAUUUCAGUAUGGUGUAAAAAUGGCUGAUGGAAGAAGAACAAGAAAAUAUAAUAAAGAAAAAAAUGAAAAAGCUGAAUUAGAUAGAGAAUGGCAGAAAAUUCAGAAUAUUAUGAAUAAAAGAAAACCCACGACAGUAUUGGAUGGUGCAUCAGAAUUUAAAGUUCCAAGAUAUUAAAUAUUCGAUCUGUAUAAAUUUGUUUUUCCAAUUAAUUUUAUUUCGUUAAAAUAAUAAUAUUAUAUGUAUGUAUAGUAUAUAAUAUAAUCGAUCUGUUCGUAAUUAAAACAUGUACAAGAUCAAGGAUAUAAUAAAAGACUGUAUAAUAUUUUUAAAUCU
This is a messenger RNA of Apis florea (little honeybee), 2928 nucleotides long. Its product is annotated as N(4)-(Beta-N-acetylglucosaminyl)-L-asparaginase. Gene Ontology annotation, molecular function: N4-(beta-N-acetylglucosaminyl)-L-asparaginase activity. Gene Ontology annotation, cellular component: cytoplasm; lysosome. The record is from RefSeq and is a predicted model, not a curated record. Lineage: Eukaryota; Metazoa; Arthropoda; Insecta; Hymenoptera; Apidae. Gene Ontology annotation, biological process: protein deglycosylation.